Molecule: messenger RNA, 3750 nt
Organism: Apis cerana (Asiatic honeybee)
Lineage: Eukaryota; Metazoa; Arthropoda; Insecta; Hymenoptera; Apidae
Product: transmembrane protein 145
Biological process (GO): G protein-coupled receptor signaling pathway; response to pheromone
Source: RefSeq, a predicted model, not a curated record
AGCAAUAUUAUUUACUUAUUGUAAUAACAAAUAUGUAUAUGUAUAUUAUUGAUAUUACCAUAAAUUAAAUUACAAUAAUAAUUUAUACUUAAUGUGAUAUAUAUAUAAUAUUGUUUUUUAAUAAUAAUACCCUACAUUAUUAAAUUAUUAUUAUGUUAUAUUAAAAUUAAAAGAAAAAAUUAUCAUAUAAUUAAUCAAGUGUUCACACUAUAUAUAUAUAUUCAGAAAUAAAGAUAUAAUGAAGAAUAAUACAUUCCGUUCGCAUAGGGUGCGCCAGUAGUAAGAAAUUUUAAUAUUUUAACAACUUCUAUCCAAUAUUUAGAGAAUUUAUUCAUAAAAAAUUUCUCAACUGUUAAGAACUUAGAAAAAAAAUUUAAGUUUUUAUUUAAUAAUAGAAGUUAAUUCUUAAGAAAUUUUUUAAUUUAAAUUAUUUAAUUUAGUUUACUAUUUUUUAUAUAUGUUCAUAAAAAAAUUAUACUUUAUUUAUAAUUUAAUACGAUAAUUUGUUUAAAUAUAGAAAUAUUUAAAUUUUAAAAAAUUUUAAAGUUUACAUUUAAUUAUUUAAGAAAAAAAAUAAUAAAAUUAAAAUUAAAUCUAAUUUCUUUUAUUAAUUUCUAUAAUUAAAUUGUGAUUUAUUUGUUAAACUCUUAAGGUUAUGUUUCAUUUAUAUAGAAGUUACAUUGAAUUAAUUUUUAAACAAUCUUUUGAAUAAUAAUUAUAAUAAUUGUACAUUUUGACGAAUUUAUUAUAGAAUAUAUAUAUAUUUACGAUUCUAUAUUUUGUAUAAUAUUUGACAAUUAUUUAAUUAACAAAAGGAAAAAGAAUUAUAAAUGAAUUUUUUUUUUCAUUUAUAUAAUUUAAUUUAAAAAUAGAUUUUAAGUAGAUAAAAAUUUGCAGGAUAUAUAAUACAUUAUCUAAGUAUUCUGUGCAAGCGCGCGAAAAUUUAUGAGAACUGAGUGGUAAUGGUAAUAGUAGUGACAAAACGUUUUGUAGCGGUUGGUCUCUUUGGGUGGGGAAAAUCAAUAGGAAAACCAAGUUUAAAUUAUAAGUACAGAUCAUUAAUAUUUAAUGAAUCUUAUAUUAAUAUUUUUUUAAUAUUGUAUUAUAUAUGCGAAUGUGCCUGUUUGUGAAAUCUUUACAAUGAUGCUUUCAAAAUGUGGCGUCUCGUGAUGUAUAUGGAAAUUUGAUUGAAUGUAGUGUGUACUCAGUUAUCAUUAACAGCUGUGUUCAAUAAAAGGAAAAUGUUUAGAAACUAUUUAAUUGAUGCUUCUUGACAUCUAAUUUGAAGAACGAAAUAUCAAUUUACGCUUAAUAAUGUUGAUACUUCGAGAAAUUUUCUUGACUUGUUUCAUAUUGUGUACAUUAUUACAAAUCAAUUAUGUUAAAAGUACACAUAUUUCCGGUACUUUUAAUACAAAAGAAUUUUUUCGUUUUCUCAUAAAAUUCGGUUUUCAAAAGACUGAUCGUCAUCGACAAAAAGAUUCAUAUGGAUACAUUUUUGGUAAUGUAACAUCGAAAAGUGAUUUUACUAUACCAAUUACAUUGGCUGUUUUGGAUCGUGGUCAUUUUUUAGAAUACUAUGGUAAUCGUACAUUAAAGGAUAAAAAUACUGCUUGUACUCUUAUGUUUAAUACCUUGAAUCAAAGUUCUUAUGACGUACAUUGUAAUGAAGAAGGACAAGAUUUUUUAAGGAGAGUACCUUGUCCAAGAAAUAAAUUAUGUCCAGAUGAAGAUUCCAUAUGGAAUAUUGUAAAAGGAUAUCAAUUCACAUAUGUCAUACAAGAUUUUUGGCAACCACGUUUUUGGUAUAUGAGUCUAGUAGCUUGUUAUAGAAAUACAUCUACUUGUCAAUGGGAAUAUUAUGAUAAACAUGAUGAAUUAGAAUAUGAUAUUUGGCUAGUAAAUGGAAAUCCAAAUACUAGUGGCCUAAAUAGUUUAACAUACCAAUUUUCGUAUGAUAGACAAAAUACUAUAGAAUUAUAUUUGUUGUUUUUUAUGUGUUAUAUUAUAUUGGUACCACUACAAUUAUAUGCUGUAAGAUUACAAAAACAUCCUGUAACAAGAUUAUUCACUGCUAGUUUAUUAUUAGAGUUUGUAGCAGUAUGUUUGAUUUUGAUACAUGUAUUGAAAUUUGCUCUUGAUGGAGUUGGAUACGAACAAUUAGAAGUUGCUGGAGAUAUUUUUGAUAUUCUAUCAAGAACAUCAUUCAUGUUACUUCUUCUUCUACUUGCUAAAGGAUGGGCUGUAACUAGAAUGGAAUUGACAUGGAAGCCAUUAGUUUUUACUAUAUGGCUAUGUUAUGGAGUAGUUCAUAUUCUAUUAUAUGUAUGGAAUAUGACUGAAGUUGACAUUAUUGAAGAUAUUGAUGAAUAUCAAACAUGGCCAGGCUGGUUUAUACUUCUGUUUCGUAGUGCAAUAAUGAUUUGGUUUUUAUGUGAACUUAGAAAUACUAUGACAUAUGAACAUAAUACUCAGAAGUUAAAUUUUUUACUUCAUUUUGGUGCAUCUUCAUUAGUUUGGUUUAUUUAUUUACCUAUUAUAGCACUUAUUGCUCUUCAAGUAAGCGCAUUGUGGAGGUUUAAACUUCUAUUGGGUAUUACAUAUUCUGCUGAUUGUUUUGCAUAUUGCGUAAUGGCACAUUUACUUUGGCCAACACGAAGUGAACAAUAUUUUUUACUUGCACAAGGAGCUGAUAAUGGAGAUGAACUUGAUGAAUUCAAUGAAGCACCACAUGUACUGAAUAAUUAUGUGGAACCUCCAGAACUUACUAAAAUAAUUACUUAAUGUCAAAAUAUCAAAGGCAAAAUUUUGCAUAUAUAAAAAGUCAAACAUAAAGUUUGAAAUAUAUUGUUUGCCAAAUAAAAAUUUUAUAGGGUUGAUAAUACUCUGCUAUGUAUUACUUGAGACUGAUAUAUUCUGCACACUGUGUAAUUAGAGAUAUACUAAUAAUCAAAUUUACAUUUGUGAUAGGAAGUCAAUAAUUGACACAAUAAGGAAUAAAAUGGGUGAGUAUGAUAUGAGUAUAUUUAAGUAAUUUUUAAUUUAAAAAUAUAAAUGAUUAAAAAAAAUCUAAACAUAUGAUUGGGUUGUAACAGUUUGUAGGUAUAAAUAGAUAUUAUCUACUGUACAAUUUUUAUGUAUAUAAUAAUUAACUAUUAGAUAUUUAAUAUCAAUGGGAUUAUUAUGUUAUAUAGUAAUAAUGAUAUUUGUGUAUACAUAGAUUUUAUUCAUAUUUUUUACUAUUUACAAUACAACUGAAUACAAUUCCAUCAUUGUAGUAUAUUUCAAUUUUAGAUUGCUCAUGUCAUACUCUUGAAUUAUAAAAAUUUAAUAUUAUUAUAAUUUUCUUAAUAUUUUUUUCAUUACUAUUUAUUCAUUAUGUGUAAAAAAUUCAAUAUUUUUCAAACCUAAUCAUAUAAUUGUAAAAAAUUUUAAUCUUAUCUUUUAUACUUGAUUCAUAUUCAUGUUCACACUUGCACUGAAUGGAAAUUGUUUUAACGUAUAUUUUGAAAAAGUAUAAAAUUUAGAAAAUAUAAUUUUUUUUUAUGUUAAUUUAAAAAUAUUUGUAGAAAUAUAUAUGAUUCUGAUGUAUAUAAAUGAAAUUGUGCAUCAAUAUAUUAUAUACAAAGUUCUUAUGAAAGUAUUCUAUAUAUAUUAAUAAUUUUUUCAGUGUUAUUACAGUAGAAAUGCUGUAGUAAAAUAUGAACCAAUGAAAUUAUAUAAAUAUAUCUUUUGUAUAUAUUUUAAUAA